Messenger RNA from Trifolium pratense (red clover), 528 nucleotides. Its product is annotated as GPI-anchored protein LLG3-like. Lineage: Eukaryota; Viridiplantae; Streptophyta; Magnoliopsida; Fabales; Fabaceae. The transcript has 5 exons. The coding region runs from base 1 to 528 and encodes 175 amino acids. The record is from RefSeq and is a predicted model, not a curated record.
AUGGCAAUGUCCUCGUGUUGGAUGCAAAGCAAAAUAAUAAACGUCUCUUCCAUUCUCUCUUUUUUCCUCUUAGCUACAUUGGUCUCAUCUUCCCCAUUCAUAUCCGAUGACAUAUUUGAGUAUAGUGCAACCAAUGGCCGUGUCCUCCUUCAAGCUAAGAAAGCUUGUUCAGUUGAUUUUGAGAACCAAAACUAUACAAUCUUAACAAGUCAAUGUAAAGGACCACAAUACCCUCCAAAAGUUUGUUGUGAUGCAUUCAAACAAUUUGCUUGUCCAUUUUCUGAACAAAUCAAUGACAUGACAACUGAUUGUGCUACAGUUAUGUUUAGUUACAUAAAUAUUUAUGGAAAAUAUCCACCUGGAUUAUUUGCUAAUGAAUGCAAAGAAGGGAAAGAAGGUCUUGAUUGUUCUAAUGUUACGAUAACAAAUAGUUCUAAUCCUUCUAGUAGUGUUCAUGUGGCUGUUCCUCAUUCUAUGUUGCUAGUUUCAAUUGUUGGUUUCUUUGGAUUUAUUUUCCAUUUGUUCUAA